GUCCAGCAGAGGGCGUCCAUGUCGCCCAUCAACGCCACCGAGGUGACUUCCUCGCUGUUGCCGCGCUGCCUCAACACAAGCGGUCUUCUUCCGCCGCCUGCGCACAACCACACCGUCGCGCCGUCGUCGUGGUGGACGGCUCCCCAGGGGUCGACUCAGGCCGCGCUCUUCGUCCUCCUGGUGCUCGGCAUGUUCGGCUUCUUCUCCUUAGGCGUCAUGCUCAGCUUCAUCCGCUCCAGGAAGACGGAGAGUUCCCAGGACCCCUACCACCAGUACAUCGCCCGCGACUGGACCCGCGUCAGGAUGCCGUGCGCGGCCGCCCAGGCUGCAGCGUCCGUGGUCAUCUGUAACCUGGCAACAGCAGGACAGGAGCAUGAGUGACACGUGUGCCUGUCACUACGUCACAAGAAAAUGUGUUGUUUUGUUUCAUUUACAUCUUAUUCAAGUCAUAAAUGAAUUAAAAGAUGUAUCAUGGUGCAUACUUGCCAACCCUCCCGGAUUUUCCGGGAGACUCCCGGAAUUCAGCGCCUCUCUCGAAAACC
This is a messenger RNA of Nerophis ophidion (straightnose pipefish), 542 nucleotides long. RefSeq lists its product as uncharacterized. The coding region runs from base 19 to 381 and encodes 120 amino acids. The transcript has a single exon. The record is from RefSeq and is a predicted model, not a curated record. Gene Ontology annotation, biological process: regulation of heart rate by cardiac conduction; membrane repolarization during action potential; negative regulation of delayed rectifier potassium channel activity. Gene Ontology annotation, cellular component: membrane. Gene Ontology annotation, molecular function: potassium channel regulator activity; delayed rectifier potassium channel activity; transmembrane transporter binding. Lineage: Eukaryota; Metazoa; Chordata; Actinopteri; Syngnathiformes; Syngnathidae.